Molecule: messenger RNA, 1540 nt
Organism: Saprolegnia diclina VS20
Lineage: Eukaryota; Oomycota; Saprolegniomycetes; Saprolegniales; Saprolegniaceae
Exons: 1
Coding region: 54-1478 (474 amino acids)
Biological process (GO): amino acid transmembrane transport
Cellular component (GO): vacuolar membrane
Molecular function (GO): amino acid transmembrane transporter activity
Source: RefSeq, a predicted model, not a curated record
UUUGGGUUGCGCUCCUUCUGUAUGCACUCGAGCAUUCGCCGUCCACUGGACCCAUGACGUCGCCCUUCUUGACGGUCGAGGACAUCAAGAUGUGCUUCUCCAUCUUUUGCUGCGUCUGCGGCGUCGGGUCGCUCGGCCUCGCUGGCAACUAUGCGAGCGCUGGCUACGCGUGGGCGACGAUCGCGUUUGUCUUUAUGGCGGUCGCCAACACAUAUGCGACGUGGUGUAUCUCCAAGGUGCUCCUCGUCGCGCCGCGCACGGUGUUUACCUUUGGCGACGUCGGCGAGUGGUGCCUCGGCGUGCCCGGGCGGUAUGUCACCAUCGUUUCGCAGUGCCUUCUCUGCACAUUGCUGCCGAUCGUGUUUCUCGUACUCGGCGGCUCGCUGCUCGUGAUCCUCUUCCCAAACUCGUUUUCGCAUACGACGUGGAUCAUCUUGAUGGCGGUCACACUUCUUCCGGUCUGCCUCGUGCCGACGAUGAAGGAGGGCGCGGGCAUGGCGGCGGCGGGCUGCUUGGGCACUGUCUUUGCCGAUUCGAUCGCGCUGUACCUUCUCAUUGUCAACAUGCACGAUGUCAACCCAAGCGGCAUCUCGCCGCCGUCGCCGGCCGUCGACUUUAAGAGUGUCACGACUGUCUUUGGGAACCUCGCGCUCGCGUAUGGCGCGUGCAUUAUCAUUCCGACGCUGCAGCACGAACACACCCAGCCCGAGCGCAUGCCCCGGCUCAUCUUGGUGGCCCAGACGCUGAUCUCCAUCUUCUUCUUUCUAGUCUCGGUGCUCGGUGUCUUCUCAACGGGCUGCCAAACACCUGGGAACCUCCUCUUUGCGAUUGCGAGCUCCAACCUCGGCUUCACCGCGGACCGCGGCCUCGUGAUUCUCAGCUUCAUCUUUAUGCAGCUCCACGUCACGAUCGCGUUCUCGGUCAUUUUCUUUCCCGUCUUUCAGAUCCUCGAGCGCCUCUGCUUGGGGCUGCACGGGGACGCGCCGCGGACGUCGACGGCGCACAACCUCAUCAUGGAAACCCCCGUCAUGGACGGGCUCCAGGGCACCGGGUUUGGCAACGACAAGGUCCACCGCGAGGUGCAUGAUGCGUAUGCUGCGCCCGGCGCGUACCUGAAAGCGGCCAUUUUGCGCACGAUCAUGGUUUGCGUCUGCGUCAUUGUCGCCGUCGCGUGGAAGGACCACCUCGGCGCGCUCAUGGACUUUGUCGGCGCGUCGACAUCCUCGCUCAUCAACAUGAUUCUUCCGAUCCUCUUUUACCUCAAGACGUUUUGGCCGACCGUCUCGCUCGGCGAGAAGAUCUUUGCCGUCCUCUGCAUUGCCAUCUCGUGCUUCCUCGCCGUGUACGUUUCGAUCCAGACCGGAAAAGAGCUGUUUGCGCCGGAAGCUGCCAACCCUCUCGUCCUCUUCCCCAAGUGCCCUGCCGAGUACCAGCGUGUGGUCUUUACCAACACGAGCUACUACGCCCGUCCAUUGUAGACGCGCUAUAAUGUACGUGUAUAUAAAUCGAUACAAACGAUAUACCUGUUUUGUACAUUCCA